This is a messenger RNA of Drosophila suzukii, 1541 nucleotides long. It is a transcript of the gene Rrp45, whose product is annotated as exosome complex component Rrp45. Gene Ontology annotation, molecular function: mRNA 3'-UTR AU-rich region binding. NCBI's taxonomy places the organism in Eukaryota, Metazoa, Arthropoda, Insecta, Diptera, Drosophilidae. Gene Ontology annotation, cellular component: nuclear exosome (RNase complex); cytoplasmic exosome (RNase complex). The record is from RefSeq and is a predicted model, not a curated record. Gene Ontology annotation, biological process: TRAMP-dependent tRNA surveillance pathway; U4 snRNA 3'-end processing; U5 snRNA 3'-end processing.
UUUCGAAAUACGUGGCAACGCCGCAACAGUUGUCUGCACGUUUUUAAAAGCCGGCCCAAUAUUAAACGAAUCGUAUCCAAAACAAAGCGAAAUCAGGAUGUUUAUGAACUCCAAUCUCUUCGAGCCGGGCAAGUCGAAGCCGGAGCGGAAUUUUGUCCAGUUGGCGGUGAAGCAGAAUCAGCGCUUCGACGGCCGGCGGUCCAACGAGUGCCGCGACGUGGAGCUAACCUUCGGCGCGGAUUGGGGCACUGUGGCGGUGUCCCUGGGCGAGACGAAGGUGCUGACCCACGUGACCUGCGACCUGGGCGCACCGACCACAUCCCGGCCCAACGAGGGCAAGCUCCAGCUGAACGUGAACCUCGGCGGCGUGGCCUUCCUGGACGAGGUGCAGAGCACACACGACCAAAGGUCCCUCACCCUGAACUCCCUGCUCGAAAGAACCUUCCGCAGUUCCAGGUGCGUCGACCUGGAGUCCCUCUGCGUGGCCGCCGAGCAGCAUGUGUGGUGCAUCCGCGUGGACAUCAAUGUGCUCAAUCACGACGGGAAUCUGUAUGAUGCCAGCACCAUAGCCACUUUGGCUGCGUUAAUGCACUUCCGGCGACCGGAUGUCACAUUUGCGGACGAUGAACUGCGCAUCUACACGGAAAAAGAGCGGGAAUUCAUCCCUCUGCUAUUCCUCCACUAUCCCGUGAGUGUCACCUAUUGCAUUUUCAAGAGCAGUGGCCAGCCAAUUGUGGAUCCACUACUGCUGGAGGAGAACGCCGCCGAUUCGGUGAUUGUCCUGAGCUUUAAUUCGUACCAGGAGCUGUGCACGCUCAAUGCCGGAGGCACUGCGCCCACCAAUGUUCGGACAAUCAUGCAAUGUGCCCGCAAUGCAGCGACUCGCGCCAAGUCUUUGGUGGAUUUCAUACGCAAAGCUUUGUCGCUGGACGAAGAGCGUCGAUUGCAGGGCGGUCGUUUGGUUCAGGGACUGGUGGCUCUCAUUGGUGAAAAUCAGCAAAAGCUGAGUUUUAGGAAACUGAUGGGUCACCAAAAGCAUGAGCCCCAGGAUCUGCAAAGUGAAAAAAUGGAUGUGGAUACCAAGGCCAUUGCAAAGCCAAGGGUUGAGGAGAUGGCGGUCGAGGAAGAGUCCUCCAAACAGGAGACAGACGCCCCCCUGGACUCCAGCAGUUGGCUGCCCCAGGAUGAGGACUCCCAGGAACUGCCCACACCCUCAGAGGCAUCCGCAUCGAAGGCCGGCAAGGGCAAACAAAAUCGAAGCAAAAGCAAGGCCAAUAAAAAGCAACAAGCAAAGAAACAAAAUAACAGCGACUCUGAGGAGGAAGCCAAGCCAGUCAUCUAGCCGAUAUGAUAGUCAAGUAGUUAAGUGAAAAUGCUUUCUAUUAAGUUUUAUUUAGGCUUAAAUGUAUGGCUAAAAUCAGUCUAGGCUUUAACAGAAAUCGUUUAAUGCGGAAUUCCAAUUGAUGUAUGGAACCGAUGUUCGUCUUUGUUAGGCUUAAACUAGAGCGCUAAAUAUAUUUCCAACCCGCCGGGGCAAACGA